Molecule: messenger RNA, 3626 nt
Organism: Pieris brassicae (large cabbage white)
Lineage: Eukaryota; Metazoa; Arthropoda; Insecta; Lepidoptera; Pieridae
Gene: Sec15
Product: exocyst complex component 6
Exons: 17
Coding region: 432-2717 (761 amino acids)
Biological process (GO): intracellular protein transport; exocytosis; Golgi to plasma membrane transport
Cellular component (GO): exocyst; membrane
Source: RefSeq, a predicted model, not a curated record
GCCUGAAAAAUAAGGUUUCUUGGUAUUUUUUAUAAAUAAAAUAGCAGAGUAUUCUUCUGUUCUGUUAUUUCUCGAUUAUAUCACAGUGUCUGUAUCUAUAAAAAUUAUAAAUAAAUGUCUUAUUCUGUGGCACUGGUUCCUAUAGUGUGUUAACUAUAGACUAUAAUCAUUCUGAUCCUGAGUCUUAUUUUCCGAUUAGCAAUUGCCAAUUUCUUACUCUGUGAUUUAUUGAAAAAAUUAAAAUAAUCAAAAUACAUAAUAUGGGUUACAGCAUGAAAAUCAUCAUUUCUUAAUAUAAUUUAUGUAAUCGAAAGAGUACACCGAUUUUAAGCGUAAUUAAGACGACAUCAGUUCAUUCAGUUCAGUUCAGUUGCAAUACAAAUUUUAUUUAAUUGCUAGAAAAGUUAAAGUUUUAAAACAUUCCAUCUAAUAUGACCAACGCUACUAUCCAGGAAAUAGAGGGCAUUGAUGACUAUUGGGGUCCAGCAUUCAGAUCGGUGUAUGAGGGAGAAGGGGGUCAUGAAGCUUUUCUUCAACAGCUAGAUGAGAGAAUUAAGCAGCAUGAUAAAGAAAUAGAAAAGCUUUGUAACUUCUACUAUCAAGGUUUCAUAGAGUCCAUCCGUGAGCUGCUGGAAGUUAGAUCUCAUGCUGAAGAGCUUCAUGCAGAGAUAUCUAAUGUUGAUGCCAAUGUUAAGGAGACUACUGAUGGAUUGUGUGUAAGGUCUGAGGAACUGAUAAGAGCCCGGCGUGUUGAGUUAAAUAUAGCAUCUACAAUUGAAAAGAUGGAACUGUGUCUACCUUUACUUACCACUUAUUCAAAACUCAAGUCACAAGUUGAAGCUAAAAGAUAUUAUCCAGCACUCAAAACUCUUGAACAACUUGAACAUGUGUUAUUACCUCGUGUAGGGCCAUAUGCCUGGUGUUCACACAUAUCUUCUGAUAUACCCAAACUCCGACAAGCCAUACAAGAUGCCUCUAUGGCUGAUCUGAGAGAUUUCCUUGAAAACAUUCGACGGCUUAGUCCCCAGGUGGGGGCAGUGGCUUUAAAGCAAACUCAAGAAAUGCUGGGACGAAGUUUGGAAAAUAUUAUUAAAAAUAAGAAAGAUAUGGCAACCCUGGGUCCAUCCAGUGUAGAGACUAAUACUCCCCAAAGUCCACACGAGUUGGUAGAUUUCAGUCCACUGUACCGAUGUCUACAUAUUCAUACAGUGCUGGGUGCUAAGCAUGACUUCGUUCAGUACUAUCGGUCUCAACGUAGGCAGCAAGCUCGUCUGGUAGUGAUUCCAGCAGCUGGAAACCUUCAUGACUCUAUACAGAGUAUGAAGAGUUACCUCAAUGCUGUACUUGGUUUCUUUAUCCUUGAAGAACAUCUUCUUACUACAGGCGCUGGUCUGGUAUCAUCUGAUUGGUUGGGGGAAACUUGGGGUUCCGCUCGUUCGGCGGCAGCGGGCACGUUGCGUACGCACACCGCGCUUGUCACGGACCCGACUUUGAUGCUCAGUAUCAAACAUCAGAUCGUGCUGUUUAUCAAUGCUCUCAAAUGCUACGGACUACCUACGGAGCCACUCCCGCAAUUGCUGCAAGAGAUGGCAGAGCAUUACACCGAAGUGCUGAUGCAGCGAUGGGUUGCCGUCUUCCGCGAUAUACUGGAUAACGCCACAUUCAGACCUAUUGAGGUGGAGAAUCAAGAACAGUACGAUGCAGUUAUGGACACAUUUCCGUAUGAUGGAGAUGAGCUGGAGACACAGGCUUUCCCCAGAAAAUUCCCAUUCUCCUCCGUAGUGCCCGCAGUGUACGUUCAAGUGAAGGAAUUCAUGUACGCAUGGCUAAAGUACUCUUCCGGACUGGGCUUGGGCGGCGGAGGGAGGGCGGCGGCUGCUCGUCACUCCACCUCCCUGCUGCUCACGAGAUCCUUCACUGGCUGCCUUUCUGCCUUAUUCCGAAGAGCGUUACCUCUUACACAACUGGUUCAGAUAAUAUUGGACACGCAGUAUCUAGAGAGCGCUACGCCCUACCUAUACGAGUUUAUAAGUAAUAUUACUGGUUCAGAUCUGGUAACUACUCAGCCCGCUGGUAGCAUGUUUCAAACCGCUCGAGAUGAUGCAGAAAAGCAGAUAUGCGAGAACUUGCAACAUAAGGUGGAUGAGUUCCUUGACCUUGAGAACUAUGACUGGCUUUUAGUGGAGCCAAGCGGACAAGCGUCAUCUUUCGUGACAGAUAUGCUGGGAUACCUGACUGGCGUGCUGACGUCACUAGAGCAAUUACCACGUCGUGCGCGUGAGGCGGCAGUAACGGCAGCAGUAAAGCGCAUAGCGUGUCGGCUGCGUGCUUUGUUACUAGAAGGCGAUGUGCGGGCAGUGUCUGCGGGCGCCCUUCACCAGCUUGACCUUGACGUCAUCCAAUGCGAGCAGUUCGCUGCGAGUGACCCUUUACCUGGUCUACGAGAUCAGCUUUUGGAGCAUUUCGCUAGUCUACGGCAACUAUUGGAUCUGAUAACAAGUUGGGACUGGUCGUCCUACCUCCACGAUAUCGGUAUGGAGGGAGCCAAAUACGCCCUGGUGUCGCCACGUGAAGCGGCAACAUUACUCGAGAAGUUAAGAGAGGCUGAGCAAAAGUCGUCCGUCUUCUCUGUUCUUAAGAAGAAUGAAAGAGAUAGAAGGAAGCUGCUCGACACCGUCCUAAAACAAUUGAAGCAGCUGCAGAAUCAAGAUGGCUAGAUUUGGCAUAACUGGUCACGGAGUAGUUAAAGGGGCAAUGCAAGCCUGGAUAACACGACGAACUCCCUAAAGGUCGAAAUCAAUUGACUUUGGUUGGUUUAGCUUGUCUUCCAUACAAUGAUACACUCUACGUAUACACUAUACAUAGCAUUACACACACUCUCAAUAAGGCUGAAUUUAGUCUCACGCUGACCGCACGCGCACCGUCGGCGCUGAUGGUCGAGAUAUAUGAACUUCUCGGAAGCGUUUUUGAAUGACGCGUAGCUCUCAGCGCUGACGAUCGCUAGAGCGCCUCUGCUUUCAGUGAGCGUUGCAGUGUCGAACGGAGCGGACGUCGUCAGCGUGUACAGUCGCGGCAAAUCGCUCAAUCAAUGGUUGAUCAUGGAGUCUUCGUCGUCGCCGGUUUUUAUUUUUUUGAGAUAGGUAGUACAAAGCAGCAAUAACUAACACACUCCGCAUUUUGGUCUUCGUCUGUACAGUAAGGCGGUCAGUACGAUACUGAAACGAGCCACGCUGCGCCUCAGCGCUGAUGAACUUCGCGCUGAUCUAUGAGCGCUGACGGUGAGGGUGAGACUAAAUUACUUUUUAUGUUGCUAUAAUUAGUUAAAAAAACUGCGCAGCUGUGUACGUUCUUUUGUCGCUUUACUAUCCUACCCCACAUUAUACUCGACUGUCAUGAUGCAUAGGAACUUUCUAAGAAACUCGUUCUUUUGUUUACAAAUUGGGAUUGCUUGCAGUGUUAUUGACCAUGACUAAUAAUAAGAAGACAUUUUAUAGCAUUUACAGUCCCUUCAGUGUCGUUAUAUAGAGUUUACACUGUAUAUAUGUCGCAGUAAAGUAGUUAAAUCAGAGAGUUAAUUGAAUCUCUAGACAGUUAAUUAAAUGUCGAUAUUCAAUCAAGUCGCUAGC